Molecule: messenger RNA, 4719 nt
Organism: Folsomia candida
Lineage: Eukaryota; Metazoa; Arthropoda; Collembola; Entomobryomorpha; Isotomidae
Exons: 3
Coding region: 1507-3183 (558 amino acids)
Biological process (GO): potassium ion transmembrane transport; stabilization of membrane potential
Cellular component (GO): membrane
Molecular function (GO): potassium ion leak channel activity
Source: RefSeq, a predicted model, not a curated record
GGAUGUGCCGUAAAGAGACGACGAGAGCGAAGUAGUAGCACUUUCUCAGAGUAAAACUCUUCGAUCGCUCCCUUCUCCGUCCACUCUGCUUCCUCCCGACGACACAGGAGCACUCACUUUCACUACCAACUUUCACUCUCUACCACCACCACACUUUCUCUCUCGCUCUCUACUUGAGCUGUACGACCACCACGAGAAGGAGGAGGAGGAGGCGAAGAAGAAGAACACCAAGAAGAAAGAAUCAUUACAUUUUGUCUAUACUGCUGCACUCUCACCCCGGUUGGGGAUGCAUGGUAAAAGUUGUGGCACUUUUGCGCAGAGGUUUUGGUUUCCCAUCCACCACAAAAUAACAAGACAUCCUUCUCCCCAAAAUAAUAAUAAUAAUAAUAGCAGUGAAAACAAGGCGAAAACGAGGAGUAAAUUGUUGCCAAGUUCUCAUUACAUAGAAAAGGAAGAAGAAACAAUGUGAGAAAGUUCAAGUCUUGUUUUGGUCACAAGAAGAAGAACAACAACAACAACAACUUGGAACUUUCAUCAAGUCAGUCAAGUCGUCAUUAUUGGUGAGAGAAAGUAAAACUAAAGUUGGCAAAGUAAUAAAGUAAAUAGUUUUCGGGGGAAGAUUUGUGAUUGUGUAAAGUUGAUUCUUCUUCUUCUUCACCGCACAUAAAUAGUUAGAUCGCCAUUACACGAGCUAUUUCGUCACCUUGAUAACAAUUACGAGACGAUUUAGUUUGCAUGUGGGGGUCUGGUGUGGAUUGGAUUGUGCUGCUGGGUGACAUAAUAUCUGACCAAACUACUAAUUCCUCUCUACCAAGUCCUCCUCAAGGAGUAGUUUAACUUUUUAGUUGUUAACUUGAGACAAGGAGAAGAAAACUGUUGCAAAACUAACUUUUCUCCUCUCGAGAUCCAUAUCCAACUUAUUGUCGGGGACGACAAUUCAUCCAAGUUUCUGGGUUCCCCUGCAUUAUAAACUGCGAUAAAGUUGCUCAAGGUAAAAGUUGGUGAAAAGAGGCAAGAAAAAAAAGAAAGCCAGCCGCAAGAAAGACGUUGUGUCUCCUUCUUCAUCUACAUAUACACGCCUGCUGCCUGCCUCCCAGUUUUGUUGUGGUGUUGGUUGUUGUGGUCCGUUCUCUGCGGUCGGUGGAAAACUAACUUUGAACUGGAAAUUUGAUCACUCUUUCAUCCAUCGUGGACACAAUGUGACACCAGCGACGACCAGGAUGAUGACGAAAACAAAAACAAAUAACAACACGGCAGAAGAGCGGAAAUGAGUCGGAUGCUUUCCUUUGUACAAAGACGAUACUGAUUUUUUUAAUAGAAAUUGGACUUGUCCUCACGGAACGUAUUGAAAUUGUGCCAGCGUGGGUUGAGUGAGAAAAGAUUAUUAUAAAUAUAAUAUAUAUCUGAACUACUUUCGUUCAGUUGAGGUGGUUGCGUAACCCUAAUUUUCGGAGACGUGGAUAAAGUUCGACUGGAUUGGAUUUUGGGAAGUUUGUUAAUUAAAAAAUGGAUAAAAGCGGUGGUGCCGGGACGCAGUAUUGUUCCGAUGAAGGUGGCGAAUUUUCCCUUCCCGACGGCGUAGAUUUAGUCGGCGUGGGCGACAAUGGGCGAAAUAAGGCGGCCUAUUAUCAACAAUCUGGGCCUGCCGGGUCAUCCUCAACGUCCCGAAGACGCCCCCACUCCCCACAUCACCACCCCCAUUCAAACUCUUCUUCCCGGGGGGGUCACCACCAUCAACCGCCCUCUUGGAAGACUGCUCUCAAACUCGUCAUCGUCAACAUGUUCGUCUGCAGCCUCGUCCUCGGUUACGCCCUCGUCGGCUCGUUCGUAUUUCUCGCACUGGAAAACAACCCUCGUGGCGGGGUGGGCAGCAGCGUGCUCGCCUCGACGAGUGGGGGCGGGGUCAACUCCGGCGGCGCGGGUGGGGGCGGCUCUCUCAUCAAAAGGAACCUCACCACCGCCAUAAUGAACAGUUUACAGAACGAGGCCAUCCAACAGUUGAAGAGUGACACGGUCCGGAACAUUUGGGACAUUACGUUGAGCAUGAAUAUUCUCUACCCGGACAACUGGACGAAAAUGACGAACGAAGAGGUUGGCAACUUCCAGCGGUUUUUACUCGACAAGGUCAUCACCGCCGUGGAGAAUGCGACCGGGCAGGAAACCUACGUCUACCCGUGGACCUUUCCGAGAGCCUUUCUCUUCGCGCUAACCACUCUGACGACAAUUGGAUAUGGUGGAAUUGGGCCGAAAACGUCCUCUGGCAAGGUUGCCACCAUGGUUUACGCCGUCUUCGGGAUCCCCAUCAUGCUCUGGUACUUGUCCAAUGUGGGCUCCCUCCUCGCCAAGAUUGUCCGCUUCUUCUGCCUCAAGGUUUGCGGGUGUUGUUUUUGUCGUGACGUUUCCUCCCCAUCGUCGUCGUCCUCCUCGUCCGCCUCGACGCGUAAGGUGGAUCCCUACUACAACAUGAAACCCAUCGUGGACACGUCGGAAAUGCAUCACCACCACCACAACCAUACCUCCGAUGAUGCCACCAACUCGUCCCGUCACCACCACACCCACUCGCAACACAGGAUCUCAAUCUGCUUCAUUUUCACCCUCUGCAUCCUCGUCCUCCUCGGCUACGUCUGCCUUGGCGCGUGGGUGGUCACGCGGUGGGAAAAGUGGCGUUUCUUGGACUCCUUCUACUUCUGUUUCCUCACUUUGACAACAAUCUCGUUUGGCGAUUCACGAUCGCAACGGACCGGGCGGUUGGACUCUUUCACCGCCACGACCGAGUGGUUCUGCUCGUUCUACAUCUUAUUCGGCAUGGCGUUGACGUCCAUGUUUUUCAACAUUUUACAUGAAGAAAUCUCCCAGCGGUUCAAGCAGUGGAAACAACACUCUCCGAGCAGUGGGGAUAAACGGAUCCCCGUGGAAAACUCGUACUCUGUCCAUUUCAUGAACUUUUCCGGUCCAAAUCAAACCGGCCGGAAUUUCACGGAGGAGACGCUUCUCUCGAAUAGUAGCGAGGUGCAUAGAGGACUCGCGAACCCAGACUCGCCCAAGGGUGGUGGUGGUGGGGGUGGGGGUGUUGGUUAUGACGAUGACACCGGUGGUGACAACAAUGCAUUCAUGUCGCAUGGCAUGGUGCCCCGGGAGAUUUACGGACCGCCCCACACCCAAGGGAAUGUUUUCCCCAGAUAGGAAACAGUCAAGUUUUCGCCGACGACGAGGCUGUGAAAUGGUUAGUGACACGGCCAUCCCUGACAUUACGUUACGCAAACAACAACCACUUAUACGACGACGUGAAUACAUAAGAAGAAGGAGAAAAUUGGGGAGAUGUAUAUGCAGAAAAAAAGAACAGUAAAGAUUUCCGAGGCGAGAUAACCAAAAAAAAGUCUGUUAUUUCUUUCUCUGUCUCACUCCAGGGACUGAUUUAGCUGUCAAAGUCAUGGGUAAAAGUGCUCUCGGAGAGAGAGGAAUGGAUGCAAGUGGCAGUAGUGCGACGACAAUGUCACGCAGAUUUUUUAUGGUGCAAUUUCAAUUCCCUGUUUGAUCAUUCGAAUUCAUUCUUCUUUCUUUCUCCUUUCUCCCUUCGUCCUCUUGAGGAGGAGAGAGAAUAAGCAUAAGUGAAAUGCAGGAUGUGCGAUUUGCCACUUUUUUUUGUUCUAGGAUAAAAACAUAACAUAAAAUUUGUCCUAUUUAUUACUAUAAUCGUGCAAAAUGCGAGAUGUGUAUGUAUGUGAGAGCAGGAUUCUGCAAAUUGGGAGAGAUUAUAAACUUGCGAAUGGAUAGAAAUGUGCAAAUUCUGCGAAAUAAAUUGGAAUGAAAGCCAAGCGUGUGUGUGUGUGUGGAGGAGAAAUGUUGCCAAAAUUUGGAUAGAAUCCCUCCGAGCAGAGGGCAAUAAAUUAUGUAAUUAAUCAUAUAAUUAGCAUUUAUACACUUAUAUAAUUUUAAUUAAUUAGACAACUUUUACCGAUUAAUCAAAUUAAUGGGAAGACUUACAUAAUUGUGUAAACUUUAUAAAAAAGUUGAGGAUUUUAAAAAAUGUGGAGAAAUUUGUAUGUGUGAAAAAUUACGAAUUUUGAAAUGAUAUGCCAACCUUUUUGAUACUGGAGAGAUUACGCGUACAAUUCUAUUGUUAGUUUUUAAUUGUUAUCUUUCAAUGAUAAGUAAAUACUCGAUAAAAGAACGGAAUCUGGUGAAAAAUAAAAUCAUAGAGUUAGAAAUAUGUACCAUAAUUAAGUACUUAAUCUAACUUUGAAUCCUGAUAAUAAUGCAUUGUUAACCCUGCCAAAUUAUGAAAUACUGAACCUGAUGAGAUACAUAAGUAAUGACGAAGCCUAAUUAAAGCGCAAUUACGGCGUCGUUAAUUAACUAAUUGCAGAUUGAGAAAACCAGACCCGACAUGGUGGUGAAGAAGAAGUGAAAUUGAAAUUAUGUAACGUCCUGAAUACUCCAUACAUUUAGUUAAAUAAAUAAAUACUCUUAAAAACUUGUACUAAUUAAUAAUACAAAAAUAUUCAUUAUUGUUUCGUUAAUUUGAAAAAAAAGUACGAGAAAUGCAUGACAUCGUACGAUUAUCCUAAUUACGCUGAUAUUAUAUAAGGAAUAAAAAAGGCAUCACUAUUACACAAUUAUGUACUCCACGUACUCCCAAAAUUUUCAUACAAACCGUUAUAAAAAAUAUUAAAUAUGGAUAAAAUAAAGGUAAAUUAUGGAGUAAAUAUUGCGUGAAAA